GUAAGGUGCCUUUUGUGGAGCUGCCCUUAUGUUGCCUGUACAAAUAAGCAACAUGUCUGUGGCAACAGAUUCCGAAACUUUGUCUCCUAUUUUGUAGUAAGCCAUCCGGCAAGUACUAAACAAACCCAAGCCAAAGAAGUUCAAGCAGUGAGGCUCUGCGGUUCGGUUCAUCUUCCUUUCGCUUUUUUGCCUUCCACUUCUCUCUGCACUAGGGGACCUGCGAACAGUCAGGCAGCAUCCAGGGAGACUCCCUUCCUCUCUGGGCAAGAUGGCAGCGGAUGAAGCUAUUCUGACUCUGCGGCAGCCUCAUCUUUCCCGUCAGAAUCUCACCAACUUGGAUGCUACCAAGUUGACUCCACUCUCAAAGGAAGCUAUCAGCAGACAAGCCACAAUUAACAUAGGUACAAUUGGCCAUAUUGCUCAUGGAAAAUCUACAGUUGUCAAAUCUAUUUCUGGAGUUCACACUGUCAGAUUUAAAAAUGAAUUGGAAAGAAAUAUUACAAUCAAACUUGGGUACACUAAUGCCAAGGUACAGUGGCAGAAGGAGCUCCCAUUAUUCCAAUUUCCGCUCAGUUGAAAUACAAUAUUGAAAUAAAAAAAAAUUAUCUUUAUUGUUGAAGUAUUAUAGAAGUCCUCCCAUUUUCCCCCCAUUAACACCCUCCGUCCUUCUCCUACUUUCUCCAUAUGCCAUUACAGUACUAUUUCCAUAGGUAAUGAAUAUAGGCAUCUAAGUUCUUUUGUUAAUCUCUUCCCACUGCCCCCAUCUAUUCCAUUUGAGAUUCAUAAGGCUGUUCAAUGCUUCCAUGUUUCUAGAUCUAUCUUGUUGGUGAGUUUAUUUUGUUCAUAUAACUGAUAUCAUGUCUUUCACUGACUGACUUAUUUCAUUAGCAUAAUACUAUCGAAAUCCCUCCAGCUGACUCAAAAGGUAAAAGAUUCUUCUAUUUUACAGCUGUAUAAAAUUCCAUUUUGUAAAUGAACCACAACAUUUUAAUCCACUAAUCUGCUGAUGGGCACUUGGGCUAU
Molecule: messenger RNA, 1023 nt
Organism: Myotis davidii
Lineage: Eukaryota; Metazoa; Chordata; Mammalia; Chiroptera; Vespertilionidae
Product: eukaryotic translation initiation factor 2 subunit 3-like
Exons: 4
Coding region: 269-577 (102 amino acids)
Biological process (GO): positive regulation of translational fidelity; formation of translation preinitiation complex
Cellular component (GO): cytosol; eukaryotic translation initiation factor 2 complex
Molecular function (GO): tRNA binding; translation initiation factor activity
Source: RefSeq, a predicted model, not a curated record